AUAGGGCAAAACCAAUUUAAAAAAAAAAGAGAGGUUAGUUUUGUGUUUGACUUUAAGUUGUAGGUCAAUUUUGCAAAAAUCCCUAAAAUAUAAUGGAAAAUAUCAGAAAAUGAUCAUUGAGCUUGCUAUCAACUUAUUUAAAUAUUUUAAUUUAUUUAAAGACCUAGACCAAAAGUAUAAGUUUACAAUUGAUGACUUAUGUUCUUUCCAGACGAUCAUAAUCUGCGAGCUAUAUAUGAUCCUUCUCUUUUGGCAACGAUAUCCAGUCUUGAUGAAUCCUAAGUUGAUAAUAUUUUGUUUAUUAACAAUUUUACAUUAAAAAAAAAAACUUAAGGAACUGGUCAACAACGGCAGUUCAGUGAUCGAGGAGACCUAGCUAGAUAUUCAACAUAUUUUUCUGUGGAAUACCUCAUUUUAGUUGUGACAUCUAACUAUCAAAACCAAAAGAUUGCGGUCACAUAUGAAGGUCUUCAAUCUGAUAAUUUAGGUUUUAAUAAAUACAAAGCGUUAGUCAGCAGCCGAGGUGGGGGAAACGAGAAAUGAGUGAUGAGUAGUGAACCACACGCUUUCAAUAAGAUUAGUAAUUAACCAUAGCUAGAGAAGAGCCGAUCCAGAGACACUACAUGUGACGAUGAGAAACCACCAAGAGUUUAUAUAACAUUUUUCGUUCUUCCAUGCUGGUUUGGCAUUUUUCACUUUAUUUUUCUCUAUCCUAAAACUCAUCCACAUUCUUUUUGUGAGUUCGUGAUUCUGUCUCCUGUACAAUUCAAAUCGAUCCAUCCACACAUACUCUUCAAACAAAACAAGAUACUUGUUGUCUUUAUCAAUGUAAUUCAUAUUCGUAGAUAAUCUACAACCACUCAUAAUAGAGAAUAUACAAAAUAAAAUCGAAGUAGAAAACGGCAACGGCAAUUGGAAUCUAGUGUGAGCUCCCGCCGGAAAAAUAGAAGUUGAGGAACGAAGAAGUGUAGUUGAUUGCGAAAAGUGAGGUUAAAAUGUAAGAAAAGAGUUGAAACUUAAUAGUCAUGACAAAAUAUAUUGCGUACGUCCAUGAAAUUGUGUGAAUUGCUCCACCCCAGGCUCUGAUAACGACAAUCAAUCUUUACGUUUCGAAGUACAGCUUUUUACUAAAUUACAAUUAUGGAGUUCAUAAAAUCCCAUGUCCCAACCAUUUGACGAUAUUUUUUUAAUUAGUUCCUUGAUUCUUUAAUCCUUUAUAUAAGGACCAAUAUCUAGUUGACAAGUCGCAAAAUGAGCUCAUGUAUCAAAAUAAUUGGAACAAAAAAAAGCACAAGCCUAAGGAAUUAGUCUAUGGUUUAAGUAUUGGGCCGGCCCAUCGAGAAGCCUAUCCAAGUUUUGGCCUAGUAUGAUUACAAAAGUUCGAAAGCAUGAGCCAAUAUACGUUCCUCUUAUAAGGUGGGACCGUGGGAUCAAACCUAUAAACAUUUUUUUGAAGAAAAUUUUACAUUCACACGUACUUUUUCCUUCUUCCAUAUCACCUAGACAUACUCUCUACAUGUGGAGUACUUUAGUGUAGUCAAAUGACUGAACUACCCUAAAACCAUGACUACUCUAGUUAACUCUUCUUACCAUAGUUAAAUUUAUUAUUUUUUACACACAACCCAAUUUACCUAUUUACCAAGUUUUAUUUUCUCCUCCCUCUCUCUCGUCUCCUGCUUUUCACCAACCCUAAUUGUCGCUGAUUUUCCUUCCCCGCCACAUCUCUACGUCGACGGUUUAACCCUAGCCGAGAUCCUCUCAAAUCUCCGAUUACUCAACACAAUCCUCUCAGACAAUCUCAAAUUACUAUAUCCUCUAAAAAAUCAUAAAUGUCGUUGAUUAAUCUCUCCUUGCUGCAGCUCUAGUUUCACCCGGUCUUGUUCGUCGAUUCUCCGUCGAUACGAAGUUAGAAGAAGUACAUGUAUAAAAUGGUGAUGUUAUAACGGAAGGUGAUGGCGUGACUAAUUGGUGGUGGUGGCGUGACGAAUCAUUGAUCUCCUCGUUGCCGGUGGCAGAGCGUGAAGGAGGAGCAGAAAAGCUUGAUGGUGGAGGACGAGACAUGACGUGGUCAAGCUGGACUGGUGGUGCUGUUAGACAGAGAAGUCGCCGGAGUGACCACACCAACUUUGACCAUAACCAAAAAAUGUGCAAAAACCUAUACCUAUGACCACACCGACUUUGACCAUAAUAAACCUACUUUACCGCUUAAAGCAUCGUUGUACUGCUUUCAACGAGAACUGUCCGAUUUUUUCCUAAAAUAUAUUCAUCUAACGGCUAGCAAAUAAUAUGCCUGUUUCAUGUACUACCAAUUUUUGACCAUUUAAUUGGGACCAGCCCAUGUAACGACAAUCUCCAAGGAAGUUGCUUAACCCCUUUAGACUUAACCAAGGUUAGAAAGGUUGUCCACCAGAAGGGCUUUUUGGGGAGUGAAAGAGUUAAAGUAAGGGAAAAAGUACAUCUCAUUCACAAAGUAUGUGAACAUGCAAAAAACAAUAGGAAAGUACCCCUAGACGUAAACGUCUCUUUUUUGAAUAACAUCUCAUUACUAGUAUUAGUAAUUAAUUUGAAAAGAUAUAAUUAUGUGGUGAUAUAGCUGCAACUGGAGCUCCUAUACUGUCCCUUAGGCAAAGAAAGCGGAUUCAAGAACCCGUUUAACCCAAUAGUGUGAUUGUGGGAGAAUAGUGGGAUUGUGAGAGUGGUGGCUUUUGAAGACUUGCCAGCUGAAGAUUUCAUGAGAAAAGAAGAUCCAUUUGUGGUUAUCAUGUUGAAGAAAUCGUAAACGAAAUCCAAGACAAGGGAAAAGCAGAUCUAUUUCCGGUUUGGAACCAGACAUUGAUUUUGUGGUGGAAGAUGUUUUGCAUUCUCUAUUGAUUCUUGACAUAUGGGACCAUGACAAGUUUGGCAAGGGAAGAUAAAUGUUAAAUAAACUAAACAUAAUUUAUGUAUGAAUCUACAAAUAUAAUAUAAAAUAGGGAGAGUGAUAAUUAAUGACACUUGACUGUUGGAAUAAGCUUGUUUCAUUUGACUAUGAAUGAAGAACGAACAAUUGAGGAAGAAGAUUAGGGAUCUAGGGGUUGAAAUGGUGGAGCCAACCUGCGUAAAAAGAAAAAGAGUUUUAUUAGUCACGUGUGAUACAUACACAUGAUCAAUGAAAUUAAAAGGAAAUCAUCUUAUUAAAUAAGAAUAGGAAAUAACUGAAUUAGCAUUUUUAGAAUAGUAAUUUUCCUUACAUUGUUGCUAAAGGUUUUGCUAUAUAUAUUGAAGAGACACAGAUUCGUCUUUCUUACUGUUCGGUCUGAAACACAAAAGUUGUUAUCAUGUUCUCGGAGAUGUCUGUUUACGGCAGUUACUCUAACGGAGACGGCUUCUUCGGAUCCAACGGUGGUCACGACGGUCCUCUCUUGCAACCGCCGUCGGAGAUUGAGUCUGAUGAGGGAACUGCUCUCAGAGAAUGGAGAAGACAGAAUGCAAUUCAUCUCGAGGAGAAGGAGAAGAGAGAAAAGGAGUUGUGGAACCAAAUAAUUGAGGAAGCUAAUCAAUUCAAAGAGGAGUUUCAUAAGAAGAGAGAGCAAACUUGUGAAAAUAACAAAGCAGCUAACCGGGAGAAAGAAAAGCUGUAUGUGGAGAACCAAGAGAAGUUUUACGCGGAAGCCAGCAAGAACUACUGGAAGGCAAUAGCAGAGCUAGUUCCUAAAGAGGUUCCAACUAUAGAGAAACGAAGAGGGAAGAAAGAGGAAGAUCCCAAGAAGCCUUCAAUCUCUGUGAUUCAAGGUCCAAAGCCUGACAAGCCAACCGAUCUCUCAAGAAUGAGACAGAUAUUGCUGAAGCUCAAACAGCACCCAAAGAAUGUUCAAACAAAGCCCACCGAGGCUGUUGCUGCUGCUUAAUAAGCCAUCUUUGUUUUUCAUCUUUGUGUGUUAUAUAUACAGCUGAGAUAUUGUAAGGGCACAUGUGUGGGUUAUUAUUAACAUAGUUAUGUCAUGUUGGAUG
This is a messenger RNA of Brassica rapa (field mustard), 3990 nucleotides long. Its product is annotated as clathrin light chain 2. Gene Ontology annotation, biological process: clathrin-dependent endocytosis; intracellular protein transport. Gene Ontology annotation, molecular function: clathrin heavy chain binding; structural molecule activity. Gene Ontology annotation, cellular component: clathrin coat of coated pit; plasma membrane; clathrin coat of trans-Golgi network vesicle. Lineage: Eukaryota; Viridiplantae; Streptophyta; Magnoliopsida; Brassicales; Brassicaceae. The record is from RefSeq and is a predicted model, not a curated record.